Vitrella brassicaformis is the source of this 3466-nucleotide messenger RNA. The record is from the annotation of a GenBank genome assembly. NCBI's taxonomy places the organism in Eukaryota, Vitrellaceae.
CCAAAAUUGUCGCACUCAUCCUCGUGUCCAUCCAUCCAUUCAUCCACAAGCGAGACGCCCCACGGGCCCUUGAUGCAUGAGAAAGGCACGCAUACGGCGGGGGCGGAAACAAAAGCCAAUCAGGCGGAGCAAUAGGGACGAAAAAGACUAUAUGUGCACCCCUCCCUCCCUCCCUCCCUCCCCCUGUCGUCGGUCAGUCAGCGUCUGUCUACGCGCCGCGCCUCUGCGGUGCCAUUCCCCAUGGAGCCAUCGUGACGAAUUCCUCAGACGCCGUCGGAUGAAUCGCCACACAGCUGUCAAAAUCGGCCUUGGUCGCACCCUGAUUGCAUGUGUGUGGCAACACAUCAGUCAGUCAACACACACAGCAGCAGCAGCAGGUCCCGGCGCUGUUUGUUUGCAGGCGAGACUGUGACUGUGUCUACCGUACCAUUUUGAGGGCAAUGCCGAACCCCUGGAGCAUUUCGUCAGCCCCCAUUCCUGACAAACACGCACAGGGCAAACGAAACACGCCAAGGUGUGAAGGUCAAGGUGAAGGUGUGAGCGUGUCGGCUGCCUCUUCCAGUCUUACCGAUGACGUGGAGUGCGAUGAUUUUCUCCUCGGGCAGCAGGCACACGAGCUUCAUGGCCGUCUUGGGCUUCUCCUCGGGGGCGACCGUCCAGGGGCCGUAAUACAGAUUGGGGAACGUCGCCUUGUACACCUGCAGCCAGCCCAAAUGCAGCUAGCUUGUGCAUUGCGUGGGGAUGAAUGGAAUGUCUUCUCCCGUGCGUGGCGUGACGUUGACGUCAGUCGCUCACCUUGAUGUUGUCCUCCCCGUAUUUCUUCUUGCACUCUUCCUCAGUGGGGCCAAUCGUGCCUGCAGAGCACAAGAAGCGAGCAUCGAUCCAUCCAUCCAUCCAUCGCUCUGUGUGGGUGUCUGUCUACCGAUGGUAGGGUGUGAGAAGAUGACGGUGGGGACGAGGUCGUACGAGACCUUGGCGUCAUUCAUGCCUCCGAAGAGACGGUCGGCCAGCCGGCGGCCCGCCGCGAUGGCCAUCGGGGUCAACUCGACCUGAGUGGUGGUUGGGAGGAGAUCGACACAUGACACGCCAUGCGUUGAAUGGGUGUGUGUAUGUGUGUCUGUGUUGCUCUCACCUUGCCGCAGACGUCGCCCAGCGCGUAGAUGCCCUCCACAUUGGUGUUCUGGUACUCAUCGGCCUCGAUGUAGCCCUUCUUGGGCGCCUGCAUGAACAAACAGCGCACGCGCACUUGAAACUCUAUUCCAUGUGCCAGCCGGCCAGCACCUGUUUGACGCCCGCAGCCGGCAGGUUGAGUGAGUCGACGCACGGCAUCCGGCCCGUCGCCACCAGCACGGUGUCGAAGCCGCCGUGAGACUGACCGUUCUGGAGGGACAGGGUGAGGGACCCAUCGGCUUCCUUCUUGAGACCAGCGGGGGUCGAACCUGGCACACAAACAAAACGAACGACACAAGAGUGAUCAAUCUCCCUCUCUCUGUCGCUUGAAUGGUUGCUGACCAGGGUGGAGGUGCAUGCCGGCCCUCUUCAUCUCGGCGGUGAGGACGGUCUUGAGCAUGUCAUCAAAACGGCGAAGAGCAGUGUCGCCUGCACACAGACAGAUGCAGACAUACAUACCCGAUGGACCGACAUACAUACCCGAUGGACCGACCAUGUGCGUGAGGGACCCCUGGACACUCACUUAUGCAUCUCACCUCGUGUGAACAGAUGCGUCUCGCUGCCCAGGGCGUUGAAGAUGCCCGCCAACUCCACAGCGAUGUAGCCUAGCCAUACACACACACGACCGACCAGUGAGGCACUUUCCCCUCCGCUCCCAUCCCUCCCGCCCUCCCUCCCUCCCUCCCUGACCAGCGCCGAUGACGGCGACCUUCUUGGGCUGGUCCUCCAGCUCGAAGAAGCCGUCAGAGCUGAUUGUGUACUCCUCACCCGGCAGCCCGAAUGGCUGUGGGUACCCCCCCGUGGCUACGAGGACGUGGGAGGCGGUGACCUCCAGGGGGCCGCCGGCGUCGGUGGCGCGCUCGAUACGCAGACUCUUGGGACCGGUGAAGGACGCUGCCAUCCACAGACAGACAAGGAGUCACAGUGAGCCAUGGAUGUCUGGUCUCCUUGGCGCACCUUUGCCGAUGUAUUUGGUGAUGGCGCUUUUCUCGAGGUUUGUGUCGUAGAUGGUGUUGAGCUUCUUGACGUAGGCGUCCCUCUUGUGCUUGAUGGUCUUCCAGUCGAACUUGACGCGGCUCGUGUCGAUGUCGUAGCCGAAGUGGUGGGCCUCAUGCAUCAUCUCGGAGAUCAUGGCCGUGUUGAACAUGACCUUCUUGGGCACGCAGCCCACAUUGACACACGUGCCGCCCCACCGGCUGUACUCGGCCACGCCAACCUUGGCGCCAUAGCCCGCCGCCCGCCUGGCUGCCGCGAUGCCCCCAGAACCGCCACCUAUGACGAAGAAAUCGAAGUGCUCCGACAUCCUCAAGGCUGCCAACCACACACCAACAGACGAACGAGAUGCGCGUUCUGCUGCUGAAUGUGAGUGUGUGACUGCUUCUUGCUCACGCGAAGAGGAGAGAGAUCUGGUGUGGUUCUGGAGAGGCCCGAGAUGAGUGCCAAACCUUGCCAAUCUCUGAAAGGCCACUCCACAGGGAACCAUUCACAGCCCUGGCUUCUUGCUUAGUGUGUGGCCCUGUUGCUAACCCCGGCGCACCGGAGACGCUCUUGUGAGUCAAGAACAGCUUUUCCUUUCGUUAGCUCGCAGAUCCUUGGGUCCUGCCGGGAAACAUGGGGCCCUUCCAAAGGAUUGAAUCCAUUGCAAGCGUGUGUGUCAUUGCCGUUGCUUUUGACUUGCAGGAAAUGCACCAAAUAGCAUCAACAAGCAGCGUUUUCGUUGAGUCAUCCACGACGCCUGGCAAGUUCUGUGCAGACAUGUGUCACGUACAUUCACCCCUUCUUUGGUAGGACAGCUGGUGUGUGCAUGUGUGUGGGUGUUAGUGCUCGGUGUGUGUGGGUUCCGGGCACACACGUACGAGUGUGUACGAGAAGCCGGAGAAUGCACACCAUCCCCGUCCCUCAGCGUGGAAACACGACAGCCAAAAUGGCAGGUGGAAUGCAUAGGAUAGCCCACUCACUCCACAUUGGCCGGCCAGACCAACAGAAUUGGACACACAAAUGUACACGUCUCAUUGAGGAAUGUUUUGAUGUGCGGCAUGGCGUUCGAGGGAGACGGAGGGAGAGGGCGACGUCAACGAUGCCCCCACCCUGGAAGUGUUGGUGUGGUGCCCCACUUGUGCAGCAUCGGCUGCAGGAAUGGCUUGAGGUUUUUGCUGGGGAGCGGGAUGGAACUGCAGGCACACUGCCUGCCGCCCAGCCCUCAAUAGACGUCCGCACCUGCACGCAGAAAUCCACACACACCCAUAGCAGCCAGCCAGGACGCUUCACCAUCCCUCACACUCCCCGCACCCACCUG